Nyctereutes procyonoides (raccoon dog) is the source of this 1451-nucleotide messenger RNA. Its product is annotated as RAC-alpha serine/threonine-protein kinase-like. The record is from RefSeq and is a predicted model, not a curated record. Bases 9 to 1451 code for a protein of 480 amino acids. Gene Ontology annotation, molecular function: protein serine/threonine kinase activity; ATP binding. NCBI's taxonomy places the organism in Eukaryota, Metazoa, Chordata, Mammalia, Carnivora, Canidae. Gene Ontology annotation, biological process: protein phosphorylation. The transcript has 13 exons.
GGGGCGCCAUGAACGACGUGGCCAUCGUGAAGGAGGGUUGGCUGCACAAGAGAGGGGAGUACAUCAAAACCUGGCGGCCCCGGUACUUCCUCCUCAAGAACGACGGCACGUUCAUCGGCUACAAGGAGCGGCCCCAGGAUGUGGAGCAGCGAGAGUCCCCCCUCAACAACUUCUCCAUGGCACAAUGUCAGCUGAUGAAGACUGAGUGGCCCAGGCCCAACACCUUCAUCAUCCGUUGCCUGCAGUGGACCACGGUCAUUGAGCGCACCUUCCACGUGGACACACCCGAGGAGCGGGAGGAGUGGAUGACUGCCAUCCAGACAGUGGCCGACGGGCUCAAGAGGCAGGAGGAAAAGAUGAUGGACUUCCGGUCGGGCUCGCGCAGUGACAACUCGGGGGCUGAGGAGUUGGAGGUGUCCCUGGCCAAGCCCAAGCACCGUGUGACCAUGAAUGACUUUGAGUACCUGAAGCUGCUGGGGAAGGGCACGUUUGCGAAGGUGCUCCUGGUCAAGGAGAAGGCCACAGGCCACUACUACGCCAUGAAGAUCCUGAACAAGGAGGUCAUUGUGGCCAAGAACGAGGUUGCCCACACGCUCACGGAGAACCGUGUUCUCCAGAAUUCUCGGCAUCCCUUCCUGACGGCCCUGAAGUACUCCUUCCAGACCCACGACCGCCUCUGCUUCGUCAUGGAGUACGCCAACGGGGGCGAGCUCUUCUUCCACCUGUCCCGGGAGCGGGUGUUCCCCGAGGACCGGGCACGCUUCUACGGGGCCGAGAUCCUGUCGGCCCUGGACUACCUGCACUCGGAGAAGAACGUGGUCUACCGCGACCUCAAGCUGGAGAACCUCAUGCUGGACAAGGACGGGCACAUCAAGAUCACGGACUUCGGGCUGUGCAAGGAAGGCAUCAAGGACGAAGCCACCAUGAAGACCUUCUGCGGGACGCCCGAGUACCUGGCCCCGGAGGUGCUGGAGGACAAUGACUAUGGCCGGGCGGUGGACUGGUGGGGGCUGGGCGUGGUCAUGUACGAGAUGCUGUGCGGCCGCCUGCCCUUCUACAACCAGGACCACGAGAAGCUCUUCAAGCUCAUCCUCACGGAGGAGCUGCACCUCCCGCACACGCUCAGCCCCGAGGCCAAGUCCCUGCUCUCAGGGCUGCUCAAAAAGGACCCCAAGCAGAGGCUCGGAGGGGGCUCAGAGGACGCCAAGGAGAUCAUGCAGCACCGCUUCUUCGCUAGCAUCGUGUGGCAGGACGUGUAUGAGAAGAAGCUCAGUCCUCCCUUCAAGCCUGAGGUCACGUCGGAGACAGACACCAGGUAUUUUGAGGAGGAGUUCACGGCCCAGAUGAUCACGAUCACGCUGCCCGACCAAGGUGACAACAUCGAGGGCGAGGACAGCGAGCGGAGGCCCCACUUCCCGCAGUUCUCCUACUCGGUCAGCGGCUCGGCGUGA